AGUGAAAACGCACAGCACGGUACACGACGUCGUCGCACAAUUACGGGAAAAACUAUUCAAAGUGUACAAGCAGAAGGAAAGCAGAGGAGGAAGAAAAAAAAACUGAGAAAAGUGCCAUUUAGAAGCAGAAAAUAAUAAAUUAAAUUAUAAACCGUUUUUGUUUUUUUGUUUUUUUUUUAUUGUAGAACGAAAAUGGUGUAACAAACAAUUUGAUUAAGCCAUUAAUUGACGAGGAAAAGUGCAAGUGCAGUGGGUGGAAAUGUUUUAGAUUGGCUCCGCUCUCACACGGGUGGUGGGUGAUACGCGCGGGGGACGCUACGGACGGAACGGGACGAGACGGUGCUACUACGGUCGUCGGUACGGAGUCGUCGGCGGGGGGUCGGUGGAAAAGCGCGAAAAGAAAAGACAUCAAUAGUCAAUUUUAUUAUACCUAAUCAAGAGGAUACAGAAGGACAGACACAAUCAUCAUGGGCAAUGUGUGCAGUUCCGGUCAGAAGAAGAAAAAGGACAAGGACAGUGCGUCCGAGAAAUCUGAUGACUCCCCACCUUAUCAAGAGGCCAAUGCUGACAAAAAGGAUGCUCUCAUCUCGAAUGAGACAAAUGCAGAUGGCGAUGAAAAACGGGCCCCCUUGGCGGCCAUAGAAGCUCUGCCAGAGGCCCAACAGGAAACAAAUGGUAAUCAAAAGCAACAACAGCCCACACAGCCGGCCCAAGCCAAACCCAAUGCCACAGAGAAGGACUCCACCAGUACCACACCGCAGGGGGCGCAGGCGCCUAGUGGCGAUGUGGCCAAUGCCAAUAAUCCGACCAUGGGCAAUCUUAGUAUGCUUCAGGGUAAGCCCCCACCUGGCCGUAAAAUCGAACGUGACAAGAAAAUAGUUAUCUAUAUACUGGCCGACAAUAGCUCAGAGUACAAGAAGCAUAAACGUGUCAUCUAUAGUCUGUAUAAACAUUUCAAGAGCAAGUGCCAAAGUAAAGGAUUCGAUUUCAUCAUUGCCGAUGUCCAUGACAGCGAUCAUGAUCAGCAACUGCAAAUGGAGCAGUCGAAUGGCAAUGCCAAAAAGGAUUUCUCCCGACUGCAGGAGGUGAAACGUUGGACACAAACCCCAUUGGAGGCCCAGGGCGGACACGAGGAGGCGGCCAAUUGUCUGUGCGAGAUAACACGUCAUGCGGCUGGAGCUUAUAUUAUCCCCGUGCUUUUCAUGGGCUCCACUUUGGGUACACCCAUGCUGCCACUGACCAUCGAGAGUCAGGACUUCACAUCGGUACUGAGUGCCGCCAGUGAUGCUGAGAAACUGUUGCUAGAGAAAUGGUAUACCAUCGAUAAUUCGUAUCAACCGAUGUGCCAUCGUCUCUACACCCAACAGAUUGAUCCCUAUUCCACCCAGGUGAAUGGUGAACUCAAUGAAUUGCUGUCGGUCCUAUUGCGUCUUUUUGGCGACGAUGUCAAGGACUCGUAUCUGACCACAGUCGUGGAGCAGGAGAUCAAUAACACUGUCCUAAUGAGCCAAGAGUUGGCCAAACGUUGCAUUUGGAUACAGACGGGUGCCCAAUAUAAUCGUGCUCCGGAAAAUGCCAGUCAAUUGGAACUGGAGGUACUCCGACGCAUUACACGCAUCUAUGCCGAGCUCAAGAAUCAAUUGUGUGAGAAGAAUCUAAUACGCUUAUUGCCCACCAUGAAUAUCCUGGACGAGGAGCUCUCAGCGGUUAUUGAAAACCUUCUCGACAAGUCCCUGGCGGGCAUAUUCGAUGAGCAUCAACAGAAGAGUAGUAUACCCUAUAACACGCUGGGCGUCGAUCGGGUUCUGCUCGAGGAGCUACAACUAAUUGGCCACUACUCAAAACUAUUAGCACAAAAUUCGGCCAAUUUCGAUAUAAUGAACGAUGUGAAGCGUUAUAUACGAGAUGGCACAACACAACCAUUGAUAGUAUCAGGUGCUCGGGGGAGUGGCAAAUCAGUGCUAGUAUCAAAGAUUAUGGAAAAUGUUCAUCGCUGGAAACCAGAAGCCCAAUUGAUAUUGAGAUAUGCCAACUUGAGUGCACGUUCUUCGGAUCUUACUUCUAUACUGGGUUCCAUGGCCAAUCAAAUGUCCGUACUGGAGACGGGUCAACAAUGCCAAGCGCCUCAUACAAUUGAGGCUUAUGCCAGUGUAAUAAGAGAAAUUUUGGGACGCCAACAGCGAUUCUUUGUUCUCAUAAUUGAUGGAAUCGAUGAAUUGCAACGUGAUGCCACAUUGGACUGGUUGCCUCUGCAGUUAGGCACUUUGGGUAAACUCAUACUAACGGUCAGUGAGCUGGAGGAUGUGGGAGAUGGAGAUACUACCAAUUCUGAUACGGAUUCCUUUGAUAUGCUCGCCGCGCUGGCGCAGUUGGGCAUUCCACCGCGUUGCUUCUUGCGUCUGCGUCAAUUCACUGAACGCCAAUGGCACGAUAUACUCAGUUCGGGCGGUGGUGAUUUCUAUGCGGCAAACGGGGCCCUUAAGCUGCCCGAUGAAUGGAAGGCUCUGCAUGGCAAGACACCGUAUCACGCCAAGUCACUGUGGUGGCUUGCCUGGUUGGGACAUGUGUCGCAACCAAUUAGCGAUAUUGGCGACAUUUCGAGCAAGAUAUUACAAGCACUGGAGACCAAGUUCGCUACCGAUCAAGUGGAAUUGCUUCUACUUAUCGUGCGACUGUCGCCGUGGGGCAUUAGGGAGAGCGAUUGCUUGGGUGUUUUUCAAAAGAUCACACAAUUGGAGGCGCAGGUCGCUUUCAAGAUAUGGUCCAAGUUCUGUUGGCUGAUGGGACCAAUGCUAUUAGGUCUUAAGAAUAUUAGAAUAGCGGACAGAAGUUUCGGACGCGCCGUCCUGGCGAGGUAUGCGCAGAAGCAGUGGCUGGUACAUGAAGCGCUGCGGGACUACUUUGAUCGCCAGGAUAGCGAGUUCAAGACCAAUCAAGGAGUAGCCAUCACCUACAAUUACCAGAAGUACUUAAAACUGCCUUAUCAUCAUUUUUGCGCUGUUAUCGAGGAUAAACCGGCGUCGCAUAAAAUUGACAUACUCUUCAAUUGUUUCUAUUUCACCGAUUUGCAAUGGAUUGCCAAUAAGGUUCAUGCCACUGGUCCGAAUCAUUUGAUGCACGAUAUCCUUCAUGCCGAAUGGCUGGCCGGAAGUGAAGGAUGCGAUAAUUAUGUUCAUAUUAAAUUCCUUGAACAAUUUCUAGUGCAAUUUCUGCACGAGUUGAGCUACGAUGGCCAACAAUUCUAUACGCUUAUGAAAUACUAUCUAAAGACACGCUUCAAAGAGUCCCCCAACUUGAAGGAUGAUGAAAAAAUCCGUUCAUGGUGGGAGUAUACAAAUGAAUUGGAAUUCGCCUUCCUCGAGAUACUCAAUGCAAGUUUGGGUGUCGAAAAUGGCAAUGAUGAUGAUACUGGCGGAGUAGAAGAAGUUGGUCCUGGUGGUGGUCCAAUGAGAGGAUAUGAUGUUUUGGUCAAUCUGCCACAGCCGGGAUGCUAUGUGGCUUCACUAUGCACUGAACGUGCUGAAAUAUGCAUUUGGGAUGUCAAAAACUGCUGUCGUAUACGAGAGCUACAGGGUAUACAGCAACCCACAGCCAUGUGUCCUGUGGGUAGCUAUGAGGCGGCUGUCUUAUGUCGUCGAGAGAUACGUGUCAUUAAUCUGGAUGAGGGCAAAUUUAAGGUGACACUUAAGGGCGUUAUGAACCAAAAGAUGCCCUACUUUGGUCUACAUGAUCAAAAUCAUUUGGUUUGCCUUUCACGUAAUCGAAUGUAUGUUAAUCUCAUGAAUUUAGAGUCCGGUGACUGUGUGACCACCUUUAAGGCUGGCGAAGAUCGUUUCCUUAACUCCCUGCUGGUCUCGGGUGAUGGACGCAUUUUGGUCUGUGGCGAUGAGACACAAAAACCUUUUCCACUCCUCGUCUGGCACUUGUCACAAAAGAAAUUACUCUACGAUCUACGUAUACCACAUCAUGAUUUCAUCACUUCGCUGUCGGCCAUCACACACGAGGGUUCCUAUGUCAGUGUGGUGGCCAAGGAGCUAAAUGAGCCAUCGACUCCGAAUUUCAUAGUCGUCUACGAUCUCCAGAGUGGAACUUUGUUCAAGAAAUGGAAACCCAGCUGUAAUACCGUCUCUCUGGCCAUAUCACAAUUGAAUGCGUGUGUCAUAGCCGGUUUGGAGGAUGCCAAAAUUAUGAUAUGGGAUCUGGUGACAGGCAAUUGUAAAUGCACUCUAAUAGGACAUAAUGCACCAGUUACUUUCCUCAAAUUGGAUCCUCUGGGUAAAGUUUUACUCUCGUUUGAUAAGGAAGGACGCGAUAGUGCCAUACGCAUGUGGGAACUCAAUACAGCCAAAUCAUUGGCUGUCUUUAAGCCACCAGCUCAAGUUUCGACCUGUGAGAUAUUGCCAAAUGGAGCAUUUGUCGUUUUGGCUCUCAAGGAUCGCAAUGAUCUGUUAACUUUGGCACUUAAAAAUUAUACUGGUGCCGGCACUGGCGAUGUCCUUGAAGAUGAUUGUGGCACACUAUAUGGCAAUCCCGAUAACCAGCACAAAGUUUUUGACUUGAGUAAUUAAAUCAAUUAAUCGUUAGUUAUCAUUAUUCAAAUUAUAUUAAAAUGAACAACAACCAAAAAAAAAA
This is a messenger RNA of Drosophila willistoni, 4632 nucleotides long. RefSeq lists its product as uncharacterized. The transcript is spliced from 10 exons. The record is from RefSeq and is a predicted model, not a curated record. Gene Ontology annotation, molecular function: protein binding. Bases 468 to 4568 code for a protein of 1366 amino acids. NCBI's taxonomy places the organism in Eukaryota, Metazoa, Arthropoda, Insecta, Diptera, Drosophilidae.